AUGAACCACUCCAUGAACCUCUCCUUCAACGAAGAUGGGUCUGUCCUAACCGCCAGCUCUGGCAUGACGGCCAAACACGGCAAUGGUAGAGUUGCUGCCAGUAUUCACAAGAACACUGCUCGCACCAUUGCAUGUACGGAGCACUCCAUGUUCAGCAAUGACUCGGCAUCGAGUUUUUGCAGCGACGGGUAUUUGUUCGAGGAUAGCAAUAGCUCUUUGUUGUUGGAUAUUCCCUCUCAAGACAAGCCAGAAGAAGAAAUUGAUGCCUGCAUUCACUACAUGGGCCGCAACUACGAGGCAUCGGACUUUCGUAGUUCGGCUCCCGUCUUGGAACAGAGUUUUCGAAACGCCCGCAACAAUGACAGUCUUCUUAAUCAGGGUGGGUCCAUGCACAAUCUCUUGAGUCGAUGGGGUCGUGGUAACAGCAAUAAUUCGGUCAGUCACAACUUGGCGGCCAGUACCACCAGCAUGGGACUGGGCGCCAGCGAGCACAUUGCCGAUCGUUGGGCCAAAUUGGAAGAUGACAGUCAAGAACAGCAACAUCAGGCGCCACCCCUCAGCAGCAGUCCUCCUACUAGCACGAGUGGUGAGGAACAACUAACACUGCAACAACAACAACGACGCGCCAAUCGCCGCAAAGCCACUCGCACCGCCACCACCCCACCGUCAGCAGCACGCCAAGGGUUGCCCCCCAAGUCCAACUCCAGCAGCAACUUGAUGCUGCAACGAAACAGUUACCACACGCCCCUCUCACGGUCCUCCAACCACGGCGGCGGAAGUCACAGUCAGUUACAGUUGAUGAGUGCGCAUUCCGAACAUACGGCUCUCUCGACACGGAGUAUCAUGAAGAAUGAAACAUUCAUCAGCAAAGUCUUUGGUUCCAGUCUGACUCCGGAAGAAAAGGAACAACAGCAAUGGUCCCAACGGGGAUUGGAGAAAUGGGGAUACACCAAUGCCGAUGUCGCCAGUAUCAUUGAAGACGAUGAAACUUUUGCCAAGUUAAAGCGCAACUUGCGAAAUCGCAAUGCCGUCACCAACAGUCUGGUGGUACAACGACUGCAUGUCUUUGUCAAGAGUCAAAAACAAAAACAACAACGAGAGCAAGAACAGCAAUAA
Messenger RNA from Seminavis robusta, 1116 nucleotides. Lineage: Eukaryota; Bacillariophyta; Bacillariophyceae; Naviculales; Naviculaceae. The record is from the annotation of a GenBank genome assembly.